AUGCUAAGCAGUUGUCGAGCGUUGGAACCGAAAACGUUGCGAGUGUGCGAUUGCUAUGUGGCCGAUUUGACUGGCUCGGAUAUGUUGAGGUUGAUGAAGCUAUGCGGUUCGCAUCUUAUCGUGCUCUCCUUUAUGAAUUUAGCCGGUGUGCACAGUUCCUUAUUGUGUGAUGAACUAUUUUCGACGGCCACCUAUUCGGGACUCUAUGUGUUGAUGAUUCAAUCAAUUGAUUUUCACUUCUCCGUUCCGUUGCGUGAUCAAUAUCUGCAAAUCAGCGACGUUACGCUGGCUCGAUUACCGAGUACAAUGCGUAAAGUGAAACUGGAGAAGUGCGCGAAUAUCACCGCUGAUGGAGUUUGUCAAUUUGUUGAGCGUUAUUUCGGUAACGAACCGUCAACGUCUUCAAAUGCGCAUCGAUCAAGUGAACUCGUUUUCAAACAAUGCGAUCAACUGACGACGGCUUCGUUUGAACGCGAAGCACAACGGCGGCGGAUUCCAAUCGAAGGACACGAUUCCGAUGAGUACAUCAUGAAGUGGGUGAAAAGAAGGCAAUAUCAUAUCAGGAAAGCAAAUGAACGAAGGGUCAGCUUCACAUUCCACUUUAAUCAUAAUGCUGUACGAUCAUAUGCACAGUUGCUCUCAGUUGAGAUUGACAGCUAUCGUCCGACUCGAAGUGGCAUUUCAUCGCCGGCAAACGUCGACGAUUUGUCUCGGAAUUCAGUUCAUUCGAUCGCGACACUUGGGAGCUUGUAUCCAGACAGUCUACCAGUAGUGGUACUUCGUGAUCAGAUAAACUGCAAGAUUGCCGAUCUAGACUCGAAAUGUGAACUGGAUGAACAAACCAUUGAAGCGGCACCACCGACCACAAAAACAAAACUGAACAAGCAACUGAUAUUGCUGAAUCCAAGCAGUUGCCUUCGUAAUGCCAAUAUCAUCAGACCUUUCAAUAGCUGCUUAUUUUGUGCUAAUUAUUCCACGUAUGAGACGAAUUUUCCCCCACAUUUCCUCGUCAAAUCAAGGGACGGUCUCUUCUUCCAACCAAAUUCAUGA
Molecule: messenger RNA, 1050 nt
Organism: Anisakis simplex (herring worm)
Lineage: Eukaryota; Metazoa; Nematoda; Chromadorea; Rhabditida; Anisakidae
Source: the annotation of a GenBank genome assembly